CAUUAACCACUGCGCCACGACGGGAACUCCUAUCCAAAUACUAUUUUAAAUUAGAUGUCUAAGUACCAUUACUUGUCUCAAAAGAGAAGUUUAUUCUUUUAGUUUACUAUUAUUUCUCUUAACCCUCAACAUAAAUCUGUACAGUAGAAAAUAAUUAUCACAUUUUGCUGGUGACAAGCCUGACUUAAAAGGGUGAAAUAACAUAUUCAAAUCCCACAAUAGCGAAUGGCAGGGAAGUCUUUCUUUCGUGACCCUAAUUCCAUAACUUGGAAAACACCCUAAUCUCAUCUACAAAUCAACAAAUUCAGCAAACAUUUAUUGAAUGCCAAUGAUGAACAAAACUUACUAUGUGCAAGGCAGUAAACCAUUCUCACAAGAGAACACAAAGAUGAAAAAGACAAGAUCCUUGUAUUCUUGGAGCUUACAAUAUAGUGGAGAAUACACACACAGACACAAAGACAUACUCAUAUAUAAAACCUGGAAUUAAGCUGACAAGCUGUACGAAAGACGUGCUAUGGGAACAUAGGGUAGAGAAAAAAAUUCCAACUAGGAAGAUCUGAGAAGGCUUCUUGGAAAUGGGAACUGACAUUACAUGGUAAGAAGAAGAUAGGGGAAAGGAACCCAAAGGUCCUAAGGCAGAAAAGUUCCAGCCAUUGCCUACAUUUACUGGAGAUAUUGGUGGUAUUGUGGGAGAUGAUGCAAGAAAGGUAGAUGUUAAAAUCAGAGAGAGCUUGCCUGUGAGCUAGAAAACUUGCAACUUAAUUCUAUGUGUAAGGAAGAUCCUUUCAGGGAUUUGGAGCAGGGGACAAAUAUCAGCUCAAAAUAAAUCUUAUUGGUUUUAAUAAAAGCUUUAUCACUUGAUCUCCACUGUUUGCCUAGUGAAGGACACUUCUUGGGUGUAAAUAAACAUAUUCAAUGAAUGGACCGGUGGGGAAUAGACUGGAGGUUGAAUGAUCAGUUAGCCUAUUAUAAUCCUUCAGGAAGAGGGCAGAUGUAAUCAACACUGCAGAGGAAAACGACUCUCUUUGAUAGUUGGAUUUGGGCAUAUGGGAAAGGCAGGCUUUGCUCCACAAGGAAGGCAGUAACAUUGGGAAUAAGAUGCAUGUGGGAGGAAUGGGUGGUUUGAGGAGAAUGGGCAUAGGGAAAGAUUCUCAGUUCUGUUUUGGAUGAUGUUGUGUUUGAAGUGUUGGCAGUAAAAGGACUUUUCAGUCUAGAGUGUUCAUGAAGGAGUCCUCUUUUCUUUGAGGCGUUACCAUGUUCACAUGCCUGACUUCAUACAUUGUUCUAUACAGAUUUGUAAUCAUUUUGGUUUGAUAUUUUCCUUACCUUCCUUAAAAUCAUGAAGAAGUAACUUAGGACCCUAUGCAAGAGCUACCCUACAGAGAAAGAGAAGGGGAAAAAUGUGCUAAAUGGUUGAAGGUGAAGUGGUCUGAUUUUCAUCUUUCAGCUGGGCAAACUACCCGCCAUCUUCCACAACUGGGGAAUAAAUGGAGAAACAGUUUAAAGGACAGAUGUUUUACUUAGAAAUCAGCCAGGAAAAAACAAUAUGCAUGUAACAAACUACUGAAAAACAAGCCAUGUAACCAGAGGUGAUGCACUUUGACUGCUUUUCUGAUCGAGGCUUUUACACUGCUAGAACGUUUACAAGUUGGGUUUUUGGGUCCUGUUGAUAGUCUUGAGUUAUAAAAGGACUCAUUCCUUACCCCGCGCUAUUCAGAACUAUGUAUUUUGGGGAGAAGGUAGGCUCAGAGAGAUUAUCAGUCCAGGACACGAUGGCCUCUGUCUCUUCCUUUUCCCUCGCUCCUCCUCAGUGUCGAUACCCUGAAAUCUGCCUUCAUCCAAUUUCCCCAUUGUCUGUCCCCCGUAGGCUGCAGCUGGACACGUUCCCUGCAGCCUGGCGCUUUCCCCAACCUCCACCUGGCGGGGCACGUGCCCGGGGACCGUUGGAACAAACACCAACGGUCCCCUUUGUCCAGUAGGGCGCGCUCAGGGCGGGUCGGGCUGCCGCGCGGGAGCCGGGAGCGGGAGCCCGGCGGGCGGCGCGGGGGAAAGGGGGCGUCGGGGGAGGGGUGGGCGCGAGCCCGGGCGCGGAAGCGGGACCAGCCUCCAGACCCGCGGGAGGAGUCCUAGGGACUUGACAACGGACCAUUGGAGGUGGGAAUGGGGAGCUCUCCAGUGUGCCUUUCUGAAAAGCAAUUGAAAUCAGUGAAGUAGAAAAAGCAAGUCACAAAACCGAUAAGUAUAGUCAGGUCCCAUUUCUCUAGAAAGGUUCACAGCGCCAAAUUACCGGUGUGCUUGUAUGUAAAUACACUGGGAAAGUUCUGAUGGGGAAGAGAAUAGCUUGCGAAAGAGGAUAGAGGAAGCUUUGUACAUUGUACAUUUCUGAGAUACUUAACGGUAAUAUUAUUUAGGCAAGUGUGAUCAUGUAAUUGAAGAGAAAAAUCUGCAUUUGGGAAGCUUAAGCAUCCUUUUGCUUCCCAUGGGUAGGGACCUGCUCAGACUCUCCUACACUGGCAAGAGAUGAGCUCAAAAAAGCUUCUUCCUAUUUUCUUUGCUCCCUUCUCUGCUGCUCCACCUGUUUUCCCCAGUAAGAGAAACCUUCUUACUGGAAGUCUUCCAAAGUGGUCUUUGGACUUUGCCCAGGAGUCUUCCUCACAGCUUUCCUCAUUACAAAUCUAUCUGCAAAACCCACUCUCAAAGAGGAAAUAUUUUGAAGUUAGCAAAUUGCUCACUGGCACCUGAACAUUUGAAUUUCCCAUUAUUCCUAAAAUAUAUCAAGAUAAAAUGUUUAUGGAAUAUACCGACCUUCUCCUAAACAAUUGUACUAUAGUUUUUCUAUUAGUAUGACUGCAAGAUGUUAAAUUUUCAUUUUAAAUUAACUUGACUUAAAAAAAGUUACAAAAAUGAUACAGACAAUCCCAUUAUAUCUUUUACCCAGCUCCCCCAAAUACUAACAUUUAACAUAACCAUAAUACAACAAUUAUAACCAGGAAAUUAACAUUACUAUUACUCUGUUAACUAAUCUACAGAUAUUAUUCACAGUUCUAUAGUUAUCCAACAAAUCUUUUUUUUUUUUUUUUCUGGUCUAGGUUUCAAUCCAGGAUUUCAUAAUGCAUUUAAUUAUUAUGUCUACUUAGUUUCUUCUCAUCUGUGGCAGUUUCUCAGCUUUUGUUGUGACACUUUGGAAGAGUACUACUGGCCAGUUAUUUUGUGAAUGUCCUUCAUUUUAGGUUUGUUUGGUAUUUUCUUAUUAUUCAAGUUACACUUUUUUUUUUUUUUUGGCAAAAAUAUCACAGAGUGUUGUGCCCUUCCCAGUACAUCAUAUCAAGAGGCACAUGAUAUCCAGGUGUCAUUAAUGGUGACAUUAAUUGAUUACUUGCUUAAGGUGGUAUCUGCCAGGUUUGUCCAAUGAAAAGUUGUUAUUUUUCUUUUUUUAUUUAAUUAUAGGAGGCAGGCCUCCUUAUCGAAUGCACACCAAUUUUAGCAUUCAUGAUUCCUGACUGGGACAGUUAGUGUGUGGUGUUUCCAAACAGUGAUUUUUUUGUUUUCAUUAUUCUGAUGUUAAAUUUCAAUCUGAAUAUUUAAAUGCAUAACAACUUCUGGGAAAGGAAGAUUUUGACUAAUACUUUUCUACUUCACACUAGGGGGAGAAAGCAUUUGGAGGCUGUGAAAUAUGCCAUGGAGUUAGUGGCUAAAAUGGAAUUUAUGAAUGUAUUAUUUACUUCCUGAAUUCUAAAUGAAUAAGUCACUAUUCUUAGUACUUGUCAAGAAUAUGGAAUCUAAAAUCCCAAUUUACAUGAAUUUACAAGUUUAUUAAUUGAAUUGUUUUUUAUUACUCCUGUGUUUGUAACUCAUCAGUGGGUAAAUAUAAAGUGGUAUUUAAAAAUAGAACAAAGAGAAAACAGCUUUAAUAGUAUUUCAAAUGUAUUGCUAUUUUUAGUAGCUAUUGCAAAACUAAUCCUUUACAUCAACAAUACAUCUGACUCUCACCCAAUGAUAUUUCACUUUAUUUAGUCUCAAUGUUUGCUGAAGGGAUUUACUGGAAGUUGGAAUGAGUAUCCUUUGAAUACACUGCAAGGAAAGUAGACUUCUUUGUGGAUGAAAUUUAGAGAUAAUAAUCUGAGGGUUACUUGACUAGCAAGCAUUUUGAUAAAUCUUGUUUGCAUUUAUUUCCCCUAAUCUUUAUCAUUACAGAUGGAAAACUGGUCCAAGAUUGGGUCUUAGCCUCGAUGCCAUUUUUCUUUCUUUCAAAGUAUGAAGAAAAGCAGGAGAGAAUUUAGAUUUUUUUUUUUAGAAAAAUCACUCGUUUGAUUGUCUGAUAUCUCUGAACCCUUGCCCCAGAAAAAGACGCAAAUCCAUGUAUUGCAUUAGGAGCAAAAGCAAUCCAAUGUCAGUUGGGGGUGGGAGGGGAGCAUUGAGGGGUGCGGAGACAAGGGAGGAGGUGAUGAGGUGGGGAAAGCAAGCUGCCAGACCGUCAGAGGUUUCCCAGACAGUUACCCCGCCAUAUGGCAGCUCAGGUGUGGCUGCUCUGGCUCCACAGCCCAUCUGGCUCCGUGUCAUUUCCCUCCAAACCCCUCCUUCGACCAACCCCCAACAUCAUCCUCUGCUUUACCUCUUAGCCCCCAGUCUGCUCAGCUUUCUUGCUAGCUCUUCACUCCUUAUCAGGCUUUCCCUCACUUGCUCUUUCAUCAACUCUCACCAUUGUUUGAGAAGAAAGCACAGAAACUCAAGUGAGAGAACCUGACCAUUCCCAAAUGGUUAGAGCAAAGAAGAAAUUCUUGAAUAAACAUGGCAAUUCUCCCCCUUCUUAUCAGCAUAGAAAUCUUGCCCAUUUGAAAAUAGAUGAAGAACACGCUGGGGGAACGCGCCUAAAAUCAAUAGCUUAUGCAAACGGUGAUCAUCGCCAAAGGAGAAAAGGCCGCAGAGUUACUGCACCUCUCCGAUGCCUCAAAGGCAGGACGAUGGGGUUGGAGGAAGAGAAGUGAAAGCCGAGAAAAAGGCCCGUUAUUACGAAACAUUUUUGUUUCUAAAAUGGAAAGAACGUGAAAUCCCAGAACCCGCUUCUUGGCCCGCCAACCCCCCUCGCCUUCCGUCGCUGUCCUGCCCUCCGCUCUCGGCCCAGCCCAGGCCCGCCACCGCUCGCGGCAAAGCUUGGCGCUCCAUUGCGCGCCUCUGCGGACAAAGAACAGGAGGCUGCCGGGUCCAGCCAGCAGCCGGGCGGGAGACAGGCGGAGGCGCGCGCUGGGGGAAUCCCUCCUGGGUUCUGACGUCACCGCAGCGCCAGCCAAUGAGAAGCCGGAGCGGGGGAUUCCCGCUCCCGCUGCCGCCCAGCCGGCUUUUUAAACAGUACCCUGGGGAAUGCUCUCUAGGAGAGGUGGGAGGAGUAGGGGGAAAUGGAGGUUAAGGAUGAAAUGUGAUCGUCCUGGGGGACAAGACAUCCGAGGUUUGACGAUUAAGCAUCAAGACUGGCUUAGACCGGGGGUGGUGGGGAACCAAAAGCUGUCGAGGAGAGGCUGAAAUCCAGGUAGGGCAAAGUCCUCCAGAGAUGGAGUGGAAACUGGAGCGCACCGCCCGGAGGAGGAUCCGAACUGAAGAAGAGAUGCUGUGGGAGGAUGUCAUGAGGGUGCUCGCCAAAGACAUGAAGCAGAAGAGAGGUCAAGGUUCUCCCAAGGUAUUUGAUGUAGUUAAUACUACAUAUUCUAACUUCAAGAGCAACUUUGCCAAGAGACUAUCGGCUGAGGUUCCUGUUGCCAGUAGCCCAAUUACCACAAGAUGGCGGCAAAGCCAAACUAGGGAUGUGGCAGCCCACUCCUUUGGCGAAGAGCAUUCAACCACAGACCUCGCAGAAACUGUGCUGAGGAUGACUCCUGAGAAAGAGACCUUGAGUCCAGGAUCCUACAAGGAACCACUGAAGAACCCCAACAAAGGAAGUUUUGAAACAAGUAACUCUGCUUUCCAUUUUUGCAAGGCAUCUCAUGCACUGGACAGGGGCUGGAAGGAAAAUGUUGCCUCAACAGGCCAGAAAUGCUUAAACCAGCUAUUUUCGACCCAGAAGGUGGCUCAGCAGGUUAAUGGGAAAAUGCAGCUCUGUGAGCAGCCCCAGUGCAUUUGGAAAGGCUGCAAUGAUGGAGUAAAAGAUGGGUACUUCUACAUUCAAAGUUUCAGUGAUACAAACUAUUCCAUACUCCAGCCAGAGGUGAAGAUUCAUCUUACUGGUCUUCGAAAUGACUACUAUCUAAAUAUUUUGGACUGGAAUUUUCAAAAUCUUGUUGCUAUAGCCCUUGGAUCUUCUGUGCACAUCUGGAAUGGGGAAAGCCACAGUGGUAUUGAAAAUAUAGAUUUAAGUCUCACUUGUAACUAUGUAUCUUCUGUGUCUUGGAUUGAAAAAGGAAACUGCCUGGCAGUUGGCACCAGCGAGGGAGAAGUGCAGUUAUGGGAUGUGGUCACUAAAAAGCGGCUGAGAAAUAUGCUCGGUCAUUUGUCAGUAGUUGGGGCUCUGAGCUGGAAUCACUGUAUCCUUAGCAGCGGGUCGAGACUGGGCCGUGUUUAUCAUCACGAUGUUCGGGUAGCCCAGCACCGUGUUGGAACUCUUCACCACAAGCAAGCUGUGUGUGCCCUGAAGUGGUCGCCAGAUGGCAGGCUGCUUUCCAGUGGCUGCAGUGACGGGCUGCUGACUAUAUGGCCCCAUGAUCCAGGUGUGACUGCACAGGGUCACGCACUAAAAGUCAUACCCCAACCCACAGCAGUCAAGGCCGUGGAUUGGUGUCCCUGGAAAUCUGAAGUCCUUGCUGUUGGAGGAGGAAUGAAGGAUGGACACUUACACAUCCUGGACAUAAAUACUGGGCAGAGCAUCCAGACCCCAAGCACAAACUCACAGAUUUGUUCUCUUGUCUGGCUACCAAAGACAAAGGAGAUUGCAACUGGCCAAGGUUCUCCUAAGAAUGAUGUGACUGUGUGGGCCUGCCCUGCUCUGGCCAGGUCACGUGGGUUUUUUGGCCACAGAGGCAGAGUGCUGCACCUGGCUUUGAGUCCAGACCAGACCAAGGUGUUUUCUGCUGCAGCUGAUGGCAUAGCCUGUGUAUGGAAUUGCUGCUAGUCACUCAGCCCCUCUCAGCCUCAGCUUCCUCAUUUCUAAGUGAGAAUAGUGAUGUUGGCCUUGCCUUCUCCAUAGUGUUGUCAUGAGGCUCAGUUGAUGUGCCUUUCCUGAGGUGAAUGCCUGACCCCCUGAUCUUCCUUCUCAGGUUACUUUAUUUGCUCUGCUUCAUCCCAUUGCAUUUCCCAGAUGUUGUCUUUGACUCUAUGCUUCUCUCUCUGCUUUCCUCCUCCUCCUCCACUGCUUCCUCCUCCUCACCUUUUCUUCUUCUCUCUCUGUCUCUUCCUUGUUAGAGAUGCAUUUUCACUGGUAUAGUCACAGUAAUAUCUGCAACAAAGAUUUCUAAACAUUUCUUUCCCACUUGUCAUUUCUCCUAAGUGCCAGCUUCAUACUUCUCUCUUCCUCUGGUUAUUUCUUUCUCAAGAAAAUUUUAUGUCUUUAGCUCAAACUCAAUACAUCAAAAACACAGCUUAUUCACUUGAAAAAUAUUGAUUAAAGUGCUACUCUAUGUUAAGCAUGCAUAUUCUUUCCUCUCAAAAUGAGGUCUUCUGUGGGAUACUCUUUCUCUUCUUCAUGCUCCCAUGCCUAUCCUGAUUAUCCCAUCACUCAGGGAACCUCCUGAUAAUUCAAUUUACCCCUUGUUCUCUGUUUUUUUGUUUCACCCUGGUCAUGUCCUGGACACCUGCUAAGCAGUUUGUGGUCAUUUCCUUCUAACUAGUUCCCUGUCUUUAUUCUUCAUGGGUUUCCAAAUGACUGGUUAAAUUUCUUUUUUUUUUUUUAAAUGGAUUUU
Sus scrofa (pig) is the source of this 7883-nucleotide messenger RNA. It is a transcript of the gene CDC20B, whose product is annotated as cell division cycle 20B. Gene Ontology annotation, cellular component: anaphase-promoting complex. Gene Ontology annotation, biological process: anaphase-promoting complex-dependent catabolic process; positive regulation of anaphase-promoting complex-dependent catabolic process; positive regulation of ubiquitin protein ligase activity. NCBI's taxonomy places the organism in Eukaryota, Metazoa, Chordata, Mammalia, Artiodactyla, Suidae. Gene Ontology annotation, molecular function: protein binding; ubiquitin ligase activator activity; anaphase-promoting complex binding. The record is from RefSeq and is a predicted model, not a curated record.